AUGCCCGCAAACAGUGCUAAUCCUUCAGCAGCUAAAACCGAUCUUCAAGGCCUUGAACUAGCAGAACAUCACUUUGGUCCCUUACUUCACCCAACCCGCGCCACGCAAAGCGCAUGGACCAACUAUUCCACCAAUCGCCUCCAAACCAUGAAAAAAUACCGCACAGUUGUGACGGAACCAGGCAAGAAUUCUGAGGAUGGCUCUGAGGAAGACUCUGAGGAGCACGAGUACUCAGGGUACUCCGAGUACUCCGAUGAGGCUUGGCUUUUAGACUCCGUCCAAGCUUGCGUUUUCCAGAUUGAGAAGGAGAUGGACUUGGAAGAAGGCACCCUCCAGAAAUGUAUCGCCAUUUUAGGCCACGACACGGUAAUUGACGAUGUGAAACCGCGCUCUACAGAUCACAUCAUCAGGAUCUAUUCAUCCACUGCGCCAAUGUACAUUGAUGUGCAUUUCCAAUAUCAUUGCCGCCCGCGCUGGUCGAAGGUCGAGUGGUGCUACUCGCUCGGGUACAAGAUCCAACGCCGGCCACCUGCGACGGCCGCCAAUCAACACCUCGUCAACAAGGAGCUCAGUAGGGAUGCUGCUGUUCCAGAGGUACACAUGCGCAAUGGGUGGCAGACCUUAUGCUGGGGUUACUAUGAUGGCUGCAAUGGAAACUAUGGCAAGAAUUGGCGCUACGUUGAGGUUGGAAAAGUAGAGUUGCGCAAGGAAGGAGUGCUGGACAUUCACGAAGCCUUGUUCGGAGACUUGGAAAAACCUGCCGAGACCGACUCAGAGGCCAUGCUCGCAUACCAUCGAUCACUCGUAAGGAGCAUACGCCUACUCCUAGCCGCCGUUGGUAUUUCAUACGAAGUUGCAUGUACUGACGAUGAAAGUGACGACGGGCCGCGUGAUCUGAUGCUUGAGGGGUUGAGUGAUAGAUGGGUCGGGCGGGGAAUACGCAAUGCAUGUGGUCUCCGACUCACCAGAGACGCCGAAGAAGAGCGGAAAGGUGCCCAGAAACGACAAGAGGAGGCAAAGGGUGACCCCGAGGAUGAUGAAGACUCCGAUGACGAUGAAGACGGCAGCUCUGGGGAUGAUGACUUCGGCCUCUGA
Molecule: messenger RNA, 1095 nt
Organism: Suillus paluster
Lineage: Eukaryota; Fungi; Basidiomycota; Agaricomycetes; Boletales; Suillaceae
Exons: 2
Coding region: 1-1095 (364 amino acids)
Source: RefSeq, a predicted model, not a curated record